GCUCGGUUUCGUGAUCUCAGAAAGUUUCUGCGAAGCUUGCCGCAGACUUAAUUGUAAUAGGAAGGGAGUGUUUGCUGGGAAGUCUGCCCUAACUCAGUGGAUGGUAGAGUUUCGUUGUCUGAUCCAGACUGAUCCCUGGAGAUGCCUCCGGCUGAGUUUCAGUGUCGGAAACCGCCGUAUUGUUGCUAAUAGAGCAAUUUCCAUCGUGCGCACCUCCCUAUCGCGAAAAUUCUCGACUUUCCGCUCCCGCCAGUUUUCCGUCGACUCUCUCGCGACUCACAACUUUCGAUUCGCAACUCCCGACGUCCAACUCUCGACUUCGGUUCGAAAGUUUGUGGGAAGUGAGGCGGGAAAAGGAAAAUGGGUGGAAAAGUCGGAUGAGGCUAAUUGCGCGAAAAAUCGCGGUGUUGUACUUGGCUCUGGCGUGUUGAGUAAUGUUUUCAUAAUUAUCUCUGAAAAUAGAACACCAUGUUGAUUGUGGUGUUGGUUUGGGUGUCACUGAAUAUACCAGCAACUCUCCAAAGUGAAAAUUUGUCCAUCUGCAGUUCACAUCGAACGCUUCAUCCAGAAAAAUACUGUAUUUGUGACGUCAUCGGAGAACAACCUCCAAAAUGUAGGUGCACAGGUCCCAGAUUCGUUGAAGUUCCCGUCAAUCUCACAAAAAAACUGGACAUUCUAGUCAUAGAAGACGCAGAGUGUAUGGAAGUGCUGAAAAGUGAUUCUUUGGUACCAUAUGCAUCUACACUGAGAGAACUCACUCUCGUGAACUUGGAGAAGUUUUAUUACUUUGAGACUGGCGUCUUUCAUCACUUGAGUCAACUUCAGACGAUAUACAUUCAUCGAGCUCCAAAGCUACUUAAAAUUCAGCCAGAUGUGUUCAGAGCAUUCUUGCCAGGACUCAAAAUUUUGAGGAUAGUAAACACUGGUCUGGAAGAAAUGCCGAAUUUGAAUUGCCUGAACACUACAUCGGUUCUACAUAUGAUCGAUCUGGAACAUAACAGGAUACAAGAAAUCAGAUCCAGACAAGUCAGUAAUGUUAAAGCUGAACAAAUGUUAUUGAAUUUCAAUAACAUACAAGUGGUGGAAGAAGCAGCUUUUGCAGGAUCACAGAUCGCAAAUUUAAGCCUGAAGGGUAAUUUCGAUCUACAAAAGUUACAUAAGAAGGCAUUCCUAGGAUUACAAAGCCUACGCUACAUAGAUCUUUCAGGUACUGCCAUAACUUUCCUUCCGGUAGAAGGCUUGAGGGAUAUUGACACUCUCAAACUACAGAAUACAAAGUCGUUGAAAAUGUUUCCCUCUGUAUUCAACUUUCAGUUAUUGAAAGAAGCAUGGUUGACAUAUCCCUACCACUGCUGUGCUUUCAAAUACCCAAGGACACACAACCCUGGGGAAUUUGAAAAACAUGCGAGGUUUGUACAAGAACUGCAAGCAGCUUGCAACAAUAGAAAUAGUUCGGUCCACAAAGGAGGAAUGAUAAUGAAGGCGUCGACGGAAUGGAUGUACCCCAACAAUGAAUCCAACAUGAGUGUGAACACCGAAGAACAGACAGAAGAAUUUUGGGGCGAUGUUAGCGAGAUCAAGUGCCAUCCAUCUCCAGACGCCUUCAACCCUUGCGAAGACCUCAUGGGCAACUGGGCCCUGCGCAUCCCUGUCUGGUUCAUUUCGCUGUCAGCCGUCAUCGGAAACCUAUUCGUCGUCAUUGUCAUCUCCACCUCGCACUUCCGGUUGACUGUCUCCAAAUUUUUGAUGUGCAAUCUGGCCAUCGCCGAUUUGGUUGCCGGCUUCCUCACGAUAUUCGGCAACAUCCUCUCCGUUUACACCCUAGCUGUCAUAACGACAGAACGCUGGUACACGAUCACGUGGGCCAUCCAUCUCAACAAGCGGCUCAAACUGCGCAACGCCGUCAGAGUGAUGCUGGCCGGCUGGACCUGCGCCCUAUUGAUGGCGGUGUUGCCGCUCGUCGGAGUGAGCAACUACUCGAAGACCAGCAUUUGCUUGCCGCUGGAGAACAAGGGGAAAGCUGACGCCAUCUACCUGUCGACGCUGUUGGCUUUCAAUGCCAUCGCGUUCGCGCUGAUAUGCGUGUGCUAUGGUAGCAUGUACAAGUCGAUAAGAGAGGGUGGCCGCACCGGCUCCACCACCUCGGUGCGCAGCGACCUCACCGUGGCCAAGCGAAUGGCCCUCCUGGUCUUCACCGACUUCGCCUGCUGGGCGCCCAUCGCCUUCUUCGGCCUCACCGCCCUUCUGGGCCACCCCCUCAUCACCGUCACCCACACCAAGAUCCUGCUCGUCUUCUUCUACCCCCUCAACUCGUGCGCCAACCCCUGCCUCUACGCCCUACUGACGCAGCAGUACCGCAGGGACUUCUUCAUCCUGAUGGGCCGCUACGGGCUGUGCAAGGACAGGGCGGAGCGCCACAAGGGCGCUAUAGGUGGCAAGCCGCUGCCCUACGGCACGGGCCCGCAGUACAAGCGGACGUGCAUGGAGGGCGUGGUCAAAGUGGGCGGAGCGAUCAACCACCGAGGGUCGACGAUGACCAGUAUGACGACGGUGGUAUCGGUGGAGUGUCCCAUGAUGAGGAGCAGCUCGAGGAACAGUUCGAAGUACAGGCCGGAGUCGAUAUUGGCCCUGUCGGAGUUUUCAGUGAGGAAUUUGAACCAUUUUCACGAGUGCCAAAAGUUGCAGAGCACGGACAAUUUGUGAAUUCGUCGUUUGUGGUGAUGAGAAUGCGUGGUUUAGAUGAGCUCGGUCAGUUAGUCACGCCCACUUGCACUACGUGAUAUGUGACGUUUUAGAGUGAGGAUAUUUUCAAAUGCAAAAAUAUCUUAGCAGGACUAUACAGUUAUUAUGUACCUGACAUUCAGAUAUGUGUAUUACCAUUUAUUUAUUGUAAAUCUUGCAGAAAAAAGAUGGGAGGAAUGGGAGAAAACCAAAUAUAACUUGAGUUAUGACAUGAAAUAUUGGUGUUCAUACUUCCUGACCUCUCACGCUUCGAAAAGUAUAUGUAUAAACGUUUAUAGCGAUAAGAGCAGGGCAUCACACACAGUUUUGGUAGAUUUAUAGUUCAUGGAGACACUCCCCUCCAAAACUUCGUUCGUAGCCACGCCUUUAGCAACACGCCCACUUGUGAAAAAAAUGCUUGCACCAUUGAGAUUGAUACGCAGGUACUUGACAAUCAGUAAUGUUCAUGAUUUUAGUAAGUUUUGUGGCAAGAUAUGAAGGCGUGGUCAAAGUGGGCGGAAAGAAAGCAUAAACAUUUUUGGUAGGUUAAGAGAUCCUGAAGACACUCCUCUCCACACGUUUGUUUAUAUCCAUUCCUUUCAAUACGCCCACUUGUAAAAAUAAUCUCAAUUGAAAAGAAAUGCCUUGAGCAGGAC
Phaedon cochleariae (mustard beetle) is the source of this 3377-nucleotide messenger RNA. The record is from the annotation of a GenBank genome assembly. NCBI's taxonomy places the organism in Eukaryota, Metazoa, Arthropoda, Insecta, Coleoptera, Chrysomelidae.